Molecule: messenger RNA, 2884 nt
Organism: Arabidopsis arenosa
Lineage: Eukaryota; Viridiplantae; Streptophyta; Magnoliopsida; Brassicales; Brassicaceae
Source: the annotation of a GenBank genome assembly
AAAUAUUCAGAAUCAUAAACAUUCUCUGCGUUCAGUUUUCUUCUUCUCUCUUGGUAACCCACACUCGUCUGAGUCGUCUCUGUUACUCACCUUUGUUUUUGUUUCUCCAAUUCUUGCAAGAUCUCUUGAGAUAAUUCACAUGGAGGAACCGAGAGAGGAAUCUGAGUCUGUUCGUGAGCCCAUGGAGGAAGCUGGUAAGGGACUAGGUUUAUCUUUUAAAACUGAAACCCUAGUUGGUGAGGUUUCGGAUUUAGGCGUUUCUGUUGAGAACCCACAUGGUGGAGGUUUAGCUGCUGGUGAUGGGAGCUUAAAAGCGGGUAAUUCGGUUUCUGAUGAGAAACAAGGGAAAGCUGAUGUUGUUGAUGGUGUUAAAAGGACUGAUGCUAUCACAGAUAUGGAGUGUGAAGGAGAUACUGGAACUGUUGAGGUGAAGUUGAAUGAUGAAACGGCUAAGUCUGCAGUUAAGAGUAACAAUGGUGCUAGUCAUGAUGAAACUGCAAGAGAAGAGGAGACUGUAAUUUCUGCUGCGAAUGGUGCUACUGAUGAGAAGGCAACAUGUGAAGUUGAAGAUAACGGAGGUGUUUGUGCUGCAGAACAAGAUGUUGAAACUGAAAAGUCCCAGCAAAAGUCAGUCGAUGGUGAGACGCUUUCUGUGUCAGAAGAUAAAGCUGACCAAGAGAAGGAGGCAACACAGAGAAGCGAGAAGGAUCAUAGCAAACAAGAGAAGGAAUCAGCAAACAAAAGGGAGGAGGAUAAUAACGAAAUGGAUGUUGAUAGCAAACAGGAAAAUGAAGAGAAUGUUGCUCUUCAUGAACACGGAGAAGCCAUGGAAAUUGAUUGUGCAGCAGAGGAACAGGUGGAAAAGGAUGUUAAAGUGGACCGCGCUUUGGAUAAUCAUUGCAAUGAAUCUGCUGGCGCAAGUAUGGUACAAACCCAAGAUGUUCCAAUAGCUGAAGUUGACAACAAUGAUUCCAAUGUAGUAAAGAAAAUGGAAACUGAUGAACGCAAAAAUAAUGCUCAUAUGGCAAGUGAUCUUACCGGAACAAUUGAAUCUGCUGAUUCAGCAAUCCAAAAUAGUCCCACUGAAGAUGCUGCUCCAGGUGAAGUUGAACCGUUGGAUCAUAAUGCUCUUUUUGAUCCAACUUCUGAUAUUACCAACUUUAUUGAUUUCAGUGGUGUAUCAUCUUGGUCAGGAAAUAUACAAGACCUUAAAACCGAAACCGGGAAUGUAUCUUUAAAAGAUGCUAAGAAAGCUACUGACAUGGCAGAGGAUGUUGCCACAGCAGAUGCUAAUCUAAGCUUAAGUCCCGCAGGUAUCGAAACUGAAUCGAAUGAAGCCCGUGUUGGUGUUGGGGCAGAAUCUCCAGCUGCUGCAACAUAUUGUUCAAAAGAGACUUCUGAUGCAACUUUGGGAUAUGAAGAAAACCAACAAGAUAAGGAUCAUCAAUCCCUGGAUAAGAAAACAGCAGAUCAACAAGAUACAAUGAUAGAGGAAGAUGACAUUACUCAUGAAGCUCCAAGUAUCGAUCCAAACCAAAAGGAAGAUACAGAAAUGGAAGAAAAUCCCAACAAUUCUGAUUAUGCUGAUGAUGAAACCGGUUCUAACAUUAAAACCAAUGGUGUGAAACGAAAGGCUGAUGUCCUGAGUGAGGAUUCACCAGGAGAAGGUAGGAAGACUGUUUCAUUCGCAAAGGUGUCUUUUGCCGAAAGGCCGUCCUUUAAGAUCGGUGCAUGCAUAGCCAGGGCUGCUAGUCAGAUGGCAGGAUCUCCUUCAGUUUUGAAGGGUAGUAACUUUGGUGAUGAAACUCUUUCCACUGAGAGUUUUGUAUCCCAGCUCCAUUGCGCAGCAACAGACCCUGUUAAAGAGAACGUUGUAUCUGACAUUGCUGCUGGCUUUUUCUUAGAUUUCCGAAACUCAUCAGCUUCGCAGCAAGUUACCACAGAAAAGGUUAGCAAGAAAAGAGGUAGACCAUCCAAUUCUGAUGUAGCAGGAACUGAAUCAUUUGAUUUCGAGGAAACGGGAGACACAUACUGGACUGACAGGGUGAUCCAUAAUGGUGGUGAAGAGCAAACUCCACCUACUGAAAAAGGAAAUUAUCAAGUCGUGCCGGUUGAGUUGAAACCUGCUGAGGUUCAAAGGACUCGCCGACCAUACAGAAGACGACAGUCUCAGAUCAGUAUUCCUCAUUCAGCCUCUAAGAAACCAGCAGACUUUGAUGAGAAUGCACCAGCGGAGAUUAUAAUUAACUUUUCUGAAACGGAUACAAUACCUUCUGAGAAGAGUCUGAGUAAAAUGUUCAGGUAUUUUGGACCUAUACAGGAGUCACAGACUGAAGUUGACAAGGAGAAAAACCGGGCUAGGGUAGUUUUUAGGAAGGGGGCUGAUGCUGAGGUUGCUUACGAUAGCGCAGGAAGGUUCAACAUCUUUGGGGCGAAGGUGGUUGUGAAGUACGAGAUCAGCCAUACUAUUACUGAAACAUUCAAAGUUCAGCCUUAUGUUGUGACUUUAGGUGAGGAGGAUGCAGCGGUAUGUCCUCCCUCUUAGAUGGAGUUUUGGUUCAGGUGAAAACAAACGGCAGGCAUCAAGAGAAGUAAACAAUGAAGUGGCUCAAUGGAGAUUGGAGGCUCUUGCAUGUGUUUUGUUACCUUUUAGAUAGAGAGAUCAUUUAGGAUGUGUAGUAUGAAAACAUGUAUUUUUCUAGAGACAAGAGUUCUUGGUUAUGUGUAAUUUGUCGAGGCUAGAGAGGUUAAUCUUCUACUUUCUUUCUUUUUCUGGUCGCAAAACAUUUGAUUUGUUGUUUUUAAACCAAGUGAAAUUAGGAGAGUGUUUGUUGAAGUGAUUUUGAUCAUUAAAUUUGGUGCCUAAUAAGCGUGAGAUGAUUCG